GGGGGUUCUGGAAGGACAGCUCCCAACCCCCUUGGUGAACCCACAGACCUUCUCGACCCUCCUCCCCACUUCUCCCCUUUCUUCACUGAGAGCAGUUCCCCAGGGUGCCUAGGGACUUCCGGAGCUCUACCGGAACCGGAAGCGUCGGUAGUGAGGGGGUGGAGCUGAAAAAAAAUCAAAAAAAAGCGCGGCGAAAGCUGGAGGCCGGAGCUGGCAGGUGGCGGACCCCAGGAGGGGUUGUGGCGGGUUCCAAUGGACUCCACCGCCUGUUUGAAGUCCUUGCUGUUGACCAUCAGUCAGUAUAAAGCCGUUAAGUCGGAGGCGAAUGCCACUCAGCUUUUGCGGCACUUGGAGGUAAUUUCUGGGCAGAAACUCACACGACUGUUUACACCAAAUCAGAUAUUACCAAGUGAAUGCUUAAGUUGCCUUGUGGAGCUACUUGAAGACCCAGGCAUAAGUGCACCACUGGUCUUAAGUAUCAUCAGCUUGCUGUCUCAACUAGCUGUAGACAAUGAAACCAGAGACUGUCUUCAGAAUACAUAUAACCUGAACAGCGUGCUGGCAGGAGUGGUUUGUCGGAGCAGCGCUUGCCAUAGUGAUUCAGUGUUUUUGCAGUGCAUUCAGCUUCUGCAGAGAUUAACAUACAAUGUCAAAAUUUUCCAUUCCGGUGCCAAUAUAGAUGAGUUAAUUACCUUCCUGAUAGAUCAUAUUCAGUCUUCUGAAGAUGAGUUAACAAUGCCUUGUCUAGGAUUAUUGGCAAAUCUUUGUCGACACAAUCUUUCUGUUCAAACAUACAUAAAGACUUUGAAUAAUGUGAAAUCUUUUUAUCGAACUCUUAUAAGCUUCCUGGCCCAUAGUAGUUUAACUGUGGUUGUGUUUGCACUUUCAAUAUUAUCCAGUUUGACAUUAAAUGAAGAGGUCGGGGAAAAGCUGUUCCAUGCUCGAAACAUUCAUCAAACUUUCCAGCUAAUAUUUAAUAUUCUCAUAAACGGUGAUGGCACAUUAACUAGAAAGUAUUCAGUUGAUCUAUUGAUGGAUCUCCUUAAGAAUCCUAAAAUUGCUGAUUAUCUUACCAGGUAUGAGCACUUUUCUUCAUGUCUCAAUCAAGUAUUAGGUCUUCUUAAUGGAAAGGAUCCUGAUUCUUCUUCAAAGGUUUUAGAAUUACUUCUUGCCUUCUGUUCAGUGACUCAGCUGCGCCACGUGCUCACUCAGAUGAUAUUUGAACAGUCUCCAUCUGGCAACACCAUUCUGGGAAGCCGUUCUAAAUGUUUAGAACCUACUGUGUCUCUACUUCGUUGGUCAAGCCAACCUCUGGAUGGGUCAGAAAACUGUUCUAUUUUAGCAUUGGAGUUGUUCAAGGAAAUAUUUGAGGACAUUGUAGAUACUGCUAACUGUUCCUCAGCUGACCGUUUUGUGACCCUUCUGUUGCCUACAAUCCUUGAUCAACUUCAGUUCACAGAACAAAAUCUAGAUGAAGCCUUAUUAAAAAAAAAAUGUGAAAGAAUGGUCAAGGCCACUGAAGUUUUGUUAACUCUGUGUGGAGAUGAUACUCUAAAAAUGCAUGUUGCAAAAACUCUGACUACUAUCAAAUGUACCACUCUGAUAGAACAACAAUUUACAUAUGGCAAGAUUGACCUGGGCUUUGGAACGAAGGUAGCAGAUUCUGAAUUGUGCAAACUUGCUGCUGAUGUAGUUUUGAAAACUCUUGAUUUAAUGAACAAACUUAAACAGUUGGUUCCUGGUAUGGAAGUAAGCUUCUAUAAAAUCCUUCAGGAUCCACGCCUGAUUACUCCCUUGGCUUUUGCUUUAACAUCAGAUAAUAGAGAACAAGUACAGUCUGGAUUGGGAAUAUUACUGGAAGCUGCUCCACUGCCAGAUUUUCCUGCUUUAGUACUUGGAGAAAGCAUAGCAGCAAACAAUGCCUAUAGACAACAGGAAACAGAACAUAUGCCCAGGAGAAUGCCCUUGCAAUCACUAAAUCACAGUCUUCCAACUUCAGCAAAAUGUUUAACUCCUCCACUUUUGAAAGCUAGAGUUCCUGGGUUGAACAUUGAGGAAUUAAUAGAGAAACUUCAGGCUGGAUUGGUGGUAAAGGAUCAGAUUAAUGACGUGAGAAUAUCUGACAUAAUGGAUGUAUAUGAGAUGAAACUGUCCACAUUAGCCUCCAAAGAAAGCAGGCUACAGGAUCUUUUGGAAGCAAAAGCUCUAGCCCUUGCACAGGCUGAUAGACUGAUUGCUCAAUAUCGCUGUCAAAGAACUCAAGCUGAGACAGAGGCACGGACACUUGCUGGAAUGUUAAGAGAAGUUGAGAGAAAAAAUGAAGAGCUUGGUGUGUUGCUGAAGGCACAGCAGGUUGAAUCAGAAAGAGCUCAGAGUGAUAUCGAGCAUCUCUUCCAACAUAAUAGGAAAUUAGAGUCUGUGGCUGAAGAACAUGAAAUACUGACAAAAUCCUACAUGGACCUUGUUCAGAGGAAUGAAACCACUGAAAAGAAGAAUAAAGAUUUGCAGAUGACAUGUGAUUCUCUGAAUAAACAAGUUGAGACAGUGAAAAAGUUGAAUGAGUCUUUCAAACAACAAAAUGAAAAAACUAUUGCCCAGUUAAUAGAGAAAGAAGAACAGAGAAAAGAAGUACAGAACCAACUAGUAGACAGAGAAUGUAAGCUAGCAAAUUUGCAACAAAAAACAAAAGUACAAGAAGAAAAGAUUAAAAUCUUGCAAAAAGAAAGGGAAGAUAAGGAAGAAACCAUUGAUAUCCUUAGAAAGGAAUUAAACAGAACAGAACAGAUAAGAAAAGAAUUGAGCAUUAAGGCUUCCUCCCUAGAGGUUCAAAAGGCCCAAUUAGAAGGUCGUUUGGAAGAGAAAGAGUCGCUGGUGAAACUUCAGCAAGAGGAGUUGAACAAACACUCUCACAUGAUAGCAAUGAUCCACAGUUUAAGUGGUGGAAAAAUAAGUCCAGAAGCUGUGAAUCUCAGUAUAUAGAUGUUAUGUAUUUAUCUUCCGGGGGAGGUGUGGUAGGGAAGGUAAUUUGUGACUCCGGAACAAUAGCAAAUUAUUAUCAAAUUAUUAAUUUAGUAAAGAACCUGAUCUGAUAAAUAUUUUUUAUUUGAUCUUAAAAGUUUUAUGUCCUGUUUCUGGCUUUUAUUGCUUAAAGCUUUCUUUGGUUCUUAUAUUAGAAUGUUCUUCUUGACCUCCAUUAUUGUUUUUCUGAGGUUUUUCCCUUUUCCUUAGUUGCUUUCCACUCUCUUCUGUUUUUUAAUUUAUUCUCAUUUGUGAUUAGAUUUAAAAAUAAAUUUUUCUUGAUAUCACAAUCCUAAAGAUUAAGAAAUUGAAAAUACAGUUAUUAGUAUAAAAAAAGAAGGCGUGGCAUUGCACGCAAAGUUUUUCUCUACAUAGCACAAAAGAAAAUUCAAUGAAUUUAAAAUAAUUUUAUUACUGCAUUUAAAAUGCAGUAAGAUAUAUGGUAUAAAUUCUAAAUUUGAAAAAAAUGCAAUGAAUAGUUACAGAAAUAAUGUGAAAAAAUUAGAAGAUAUCAGAUGUGCCAAACGAAUACAUUGUCACAUUUUAAAAAAAUGAUAAUUUGUAGAAUUAUUUGAGAUAGCCUUAGUUUUUUACUCUUUUUAAAAUGUACCAUGUUGGUCUGCCCAUAUCAUUUCCAAUCAAUGAUGAAUUUCUUUUGAUUUGCACAAAGAAAAUUUGGAUUCCACCCUUGCUACAUAUUCAGACAUUUAUUACUAAUUCAAAUGUGAAUUGCAUUUAAUAUAUUGUCUUUCAUUUAAAUAGUUUUUAAUUUGGCCAUUUAAUUUUAAGGCAUAGGUUAAAUAUCCUUAUUCAUGUAUUUCUUUAAUACAAGGGAAUUUUUCAGUACUCUUCAUUUGAAUCAAAUGUUGUAAAGAGUGUUUAAGAAGAGUUUUUGUAUCAAUAUUUUAGUUGGUUUUAUUGCUACAGUUUCCAACCAUUAAUUUGCUUGGUGUUUUCUUCCCCAUUUAUAUCUUCAUGUGACUUAAGUGAACUUAGAUUUACUUCUAUUUUUCAACCAUAGUAUAUCUGAAUUUACGUUUAGAAAUUAGACAUUUUCAUAAUUUGGUAAUUAUGUUAAGUAUCAAACUUUCAUAGUUUUACAUACUUGAAUACAUUUUGUAUAGUUCUGCACAUUUUUUUAAAAAGCAUUGUACGGGGCGCCUGGGUGGCGCAGCGGUUAAGCCUCUGCCUUCGGCUCAGGGUGUGAUCCCGGCGUUCUGGGAUCGAGUCCCUCAUCAGGCUCCUCCG
Ailuropoda melanoleuca (giant panda) is the source of this 4266-nucleotide messenger RNA. RefSeq names its product cellular inhibitor of PP2A (gene CIP2A). The record is from RefSeq and is a predicted model, not a curated record. The transcript has 21 exons. Bases 253 to 2979 code for a protein of 908 amino acids. NCBI's taxonomy places the organism in Eukaryota, Metazoa, Chordata, Mammalia, Carnivora, Ursidae.